Penicillium diatomitis is the source of this 2697-nucleotide messenger RNA. RefSeq lists its product as uncharacterized. The record is from RefSeq and is a predicted model, not a curated record. The transcript has 7 exons. The coding region runs from base 1 to 2697 and encodes 898 amino acids. Lineage: Eukaryota; Fungi; Ascomycota; Eurotiomycetes; Eurotiales; Aspergillaceae.
AUGUCGCCCAAGGCUCCCGUCAACGUCCCUACGGACCCGAAGCAGAAGGAGAAGGAUAUCAACCAGAAGAUUCAGCUCUUUGGCAUGUACCAUGCUUUCAGCAAGGGCAAGCUCCCAUCGAACAAGCAAUGCGAUAUUGCUUUGAAUAGCGCCUUGGCCUCCAAGGCCUUGACCUCCCCUCCCAACGAUCUCUCCAGCGAAGGCCGUAUCCUCAUUCAGGAUCUCCGCAAUGUCAUUGAGCAGGCCAAGAUCCUCUUGCUCUCCAAGAAUGAAGGCGAGCUGUUGCAGGACUUCAUCUGGCAAGCCCAGCACAUCAAUGCAGGCGAGGUCAAGGGUCCUACUGCCCCCAUCAACAAGGAGGCUGGUCAGCAGGAUGCCAACAAGACCCUCGAGGGUCUCAAGACCUUGGGAACCCUGCUGAUCACCAAUGGAGAGUUUCGCAAGAUCCUGAGCGAUGCCGUUACCCUCAUUCGCGACAUGGCCGCCGACUCCGCGCAGAAGGCUGCCAACGCGGUCCGCCCUCCCGAGGAGAUGUUGUCCAAGAUCGAUGAGCCCGCGGAGCAGAACACCUGGCAUGAGAAGCCCAACCUGUCCAAGGAGGACAUCAAGCAGCGUCUCAGCAAGAAGAAGAACAGCACUGAACCCCUGGACACUGCGACUACCAGCCCCAACAAUGCUGCCAUGCCCGCUACUACCAACACGUCGCCUAACGAUACCACCAUGCCUGCCAACGCCAAUGCUCAGCCUUACUCCGAGACUGAUGCCAACUCCAUGACCCCGUCGGAGCAGAGCUUGCGUAAGAAGUACGGCCAGCAGACCCGCGCCUAUCUGUCUGAGAAGGUGCCCAAGGAGCGCCGCGAGCAAGUUAUCUGGCGCUUGAAGAAGAUGAUCAUCGAGAUUCAGGGUCACGCCGACUACCAGCAAGCCAUUGAGACCUUGCUGUCCAUGGCCGAAAAGUACGCCGGACACACCAAGAAUGUCUCCUCGCAGAGCGGUAGCGCUGUUCGCAGCGUCCGAUCCAACGAACGUGUGCAGUCUGUUGAGCAUGACCUCCGUACUUUGAUCGAGCGAUUCGCCAACAACACUUCCCUAGCCGAUUUCUUCGACUCUCUCGACAACAUCUACCGCGAUGCCGACUCCGAUCCGGAGCUCCGUGGCUGGUUCUCCAACAUUAACACUUACAUCCGCAAGUGCUUGCGCGAGCAGGGCUUCAUUAUGCAGGACGAAGCCACCCGUCAGUGGAAUGAACUCUACGACAAGGGUCGUUACUUGCUCCGUGAGCGCUACCGCACCCACACUGAUCGUAUCGUGGAUGAGUCCAAGUUCAUGGCCGAUCAGUUCGACAAGGACCCCCGUAACAAGGCUCUGGCGGACGCCGUCCAGAAGCUCUUCUAUGACCUGGGCCGUGACUCCGGUGGCAAGAUCGUCUUCAAGAAGCAUCUGCUCAAGGAUAUCCGUGACGUGAUCAUUCCCGGUGUUAUUGAGAAUGUCCGUUACAUUCCCAUUCCUCGCAUUGAAGUUUCAGACCCCACUGCGGACGUCGUCGUGGAAAACCUCACCAUCGAGAGCGACAACCUCAUGCCCAAUGUGAUCGAAUUCGGCAGCGACAACUACUUCCGCUGGGGCCGCAAGAAGAUCAGCAACAAGCGUGACAACAAGAUCAUGAUUGCCGCUUCCGGCAUCCAGGCUGACCUCCGCGAUGUCAGCUACUACAUCAAGAAGAAGGAAGGCUUCCCGUCGCUUACCGACACCGGUAUCAUGGACAUCUUCUUGGGAGGCGAGGGCUUCGGCUUCAAGAUUGCCGCCUCCACCGCCGACAAGAAGGACAAGGAGCACUUUGUCAAGCUCGACAGUGUUUCUGUCAACAUCAAGAACAUGGACAUCAAGCUCAAGAAGUCCAAGCACAAGCUGCUGUUCGCUGCUUUCAAGCCAUUGCUCUUCCGUGUUGUCCGUCCCGCCUUGGAGAAGGUCCUUGAGGCUCAGAUCCGCAAGGCCUUCACUGAUGCUGACGCCUAUGCCCGCAACAUCCACGAUGAGGCUCGCCGUGCCCAGGAGGCCGCCCGUGAGGAUCCUGAAAACGCUCCCACCAUCUUCUCUCGCUAUGCCGACGCCAUGCGCUCUCGCGCUCAGUCCAAGGCCGAUCAGGCUAAGGCUGUGGCUGACCGUGCUAGCCGCACCAAGGUCCAGACCGUCAUGACCUUGCACGACUCUAUGUUCCCCGACAUCAAGCUGCCCGGCGGCAUCUCCAACAAGACCACCGAGUACGUUGAGCUGGCUGGCAAGGGUGAGAAGUGGGAGUCGCCCAUCUUCAGUAUCGGCAACGCCGCUGAGUCUCGCGACAUCCCCAGCGCCGGCCCCGUCACUCGCAAGCCGCACACCACCGCUGCGGACCGUGUCGGUAAUGCUGCCCACGGAACCACUCUGGCUGGUACCAGUGACCACUACACCAACGGCAACACUGCCGUCAAUGGUAACGCUGCCUUGGAUAGCACCGGCGCUCUUGGUGGUGUCAACGGUCACUCCAAGGUUGAUGGAUAUCCAGCUCAUGGCUUCUCUGACGAAGUGGACCAGGCCUUUAUCAACGGCAAGACCACUGGCCUCGGCGGGAAUAGAGCCCCCAACACCAUGAUGGGGACCAACCAGCCCGGCCUCGCCAUCAACACUCAGACUGUGCCUCAGCCGGCUACUGCCUUCUAA